Lycium ferocissimum is the source of this 1015-nucleotide messenger RNA. RefSeq lists its product as uncharacterized. The transcript has 4 exons. The record is from RefSeq and is a predicted model, not a curated record. Lineage: Eukaryota; Viridiplantae; Streptophyta; Magnoliopsida; Solanales; Solanaceae. The coding region runs from base 318 to 845 and encodes 175 amino acids.
UGAAUAUAAAUACAUUUGAAGGAGAAUUUCGAGUUUGACUAUGCUAUUGGAAUCAAAUGGGUGAUGCGUACUUUACGCGAUAGAUGGAGGUCCUAUAAAUAUACGUUAAGAAAUCAAACCUUCUACCCUAGCAAAAGUAAGGAACAAAUACUUGCUAAUCCUCCUCCAAACGUGGAUUCUGUUGAUUGGACUGCUUUUGUGCAUCACUAUAAAGAAGAGAAGAUGAAGACACAAAGUGAACAAAAUGCAAGAAAUCGAAGUAAACUUAAAGUCCCCCAUGCCGGUGGUAGCAAAGCAAUGCAAGGAGAGGUCGUCAAAUGGAGAAAAAAUAUGGAAGGCCUGUGUGCCGAAGUGAGGUUGUUUUGUCAACUUUACUGAAGAAGAAUGGAAAUUAUGUGAAUGAAGAAGGGAAGAUUAUAGCUGAUAAAAUAUCGGAGCAUCUAUCUCAAGAUCAAGAACAUGCUGCCACUUUAGGUGUUCCAUUGAAGAUAUUGGCUCAUCCUAAUGACGCCAUUGGAAAAGUAUAUGGAGCUGAACAUUCUGGUCGUGUGCGUGGUUUAGGUGGUAAUGUUUGCCCCUCGACUGCUUUUGGAAUGCCUAAACAUUCAGUUAGCUAUGCGAAUCUUGGUGGUUCUAGUAAUACAUCUCAUCAACGUGUUGAAGACCUAGAGAAGCAUGUCGAAACCUUGGAAGAGAAGUUGACUGGAUAUGAAGAGACCAAGGAACAACUUGUGGAGACCAAGGAACGGCUUGCGCAAAAUGAGAAUCACUUGGCAACUCUUCAUAGGUUUUUACAAGCUAAAUUUGGUAGUGAGUUGCCUAGUUUCACCUUAGAUUCUUCUUAGCCUUUUGUGGUUAUUUUUGAACCACCAACUAUUUUUUGUAUUUCCCUUACACUAGAAAUUGUGGUAUCUUUUUUGUAUAAUCAAGGCUUGAAACUUAUGUUUUGUUAUAUAUGACAAGUAGAACAUUGAAGCUCUAAUCUUUAUAGCAAUGCUUUGUGUAUUAUGUCCAG